This is a messenger RNA of Malassezia globosa CBS 7966, 1026 nucleotides long. RefSeq lists its product as uncharacterized. The record is from RefSeq and is a predicted model, not a curated record. The transcript has 2 exons. NCBI's taxonomy places the organism in Eukaryota, Fungi, Basidiomycota, Malasseziomycetes, Malasseziales, Malasseziaceae. Gene Ontology annotation, molecular function: GDP-Man:Man(1)GlcNAc(2)-PP-Dol alpha-1,3-mannosyltransferase activity; alpha-1,3-mannosyltransferase activity. Gene Ontology annotation, cellular component: endomembrane system. The coding region runs from base 1 to 1026 and encodes 341 amino acids.
AUGCAACAAGGGAAAGCAAAGGGCACAUGCGAGAAAAGGCCGACCAAGGGAACGGGCGCAGCUCGCGCGCCGCUACGCGUGGCGUUUGUGCAUCCUGAUCUAGGCAUCGGGGGAGCCGAGCGUCUGGUGGUCGACGCGGCAGAAAGCCUGCAAGACCGCGGCCACACGGUGUACAUCUUGACAUCACAUUUCGACGCGUCGCACGCGUUUGAGCCCACACGCGAUGGCACACUUGAGGUCAUCCACGCGAAGACAUGGAUCCCGCGCUCCUUAUUUCACAUGCUGCAUCUGCCGAUGGCCAUUCUGCAGCAGUUGUCUCUUGUGAUGCAGGUCGUGGUAGCAGCGUAUGGAUCGUCACUCGCACGCCACUUGCCACAUGUGUACAGGUCACUAACGCAUGUGCCGACCAACUCGCUCCCAGACGUGUUUGUUAUUGACCAACUACCAACAGCGAUACCCUUAAUCAAACUCUUGUGUGGGCGGCGCGUCAUGUACUACUGUCACUUCCCUGACAAAGAAAUCAGCGCUGCUCUGGCGCGACAGCGAGGCACGCGAGGUCUCCGUGCGCUUGUGCGUGCGAUAUACCGCUUCCCACUCGAUGUGCUUGAGGAAGCUACGACGCAAUGGGCCGAUUUGAUUGUCGCCAAUUCUCGCUUCACGGCCACACACUUCCACCGCGUUUUCCCUCGGAUUGCGAAACGUCCUUCCGUCGUGUACCCGGCCGUCGACGAGGCUAUGUACACGGCGCAGCACGUUGAGCGUGAGAUGGCCACCUAUGUAAGCACGUGCACAAUGCAGGUAGGAGAGGUUGGCUCGUAUGCCCGCGAGCAUUUGGAGCUGGUUCAGCGUGUGAUUCAUGCGAAUGACUGCCCGAUGUUUUUCUCCAUCAACCGCUUUGAGGCGAAGAAAAACAUCCCCUUAGCCCUUCACACUGUCGCACGUCUGCGGCAGCAAGCUCAGCGCGAGACACGUCGCCCCCGUCGCGCACAAACGACGUGCUGCCACCCAAGGCCGAGCAGGUACUAA